CAUUUUUCAAAAUCCAUUGACGAAACGCCACAACUAUUCCACUUCUUUCCUUACCGACAGGAAUCACAGUCAGUACUGUACAAGUCGCCAUGAGUGCCAACGUCGUCGAAGACGCGGAAGUAGCCCUGCCGGUCGCGGACCUGGGCGACGAAGCGGCCUUCGCCGUGGACGAGGACGGGGCCAACGCAACGCCACCGAACAAGUGGAGCAAGAAUGGUUUCGGGGCGGAGGUCGAGAAGCAAUCGGGCAAGUUUUCCAAAGACGAAAGCGAGCUAGUGCGCAAGUCGGUGGAAGAAUUCUGUGCCGCUAAGCAGAUCUCGACGGCACGACUAUGUUCGGAAUGCGAUCACAAGGCGGAACUCAAGGGCGCUUGGAUGGAAAUUGCCAAGCAGCUUCCGCACCGUAGCGUACAGUCGGUCUAUCGUCAUGGCAUUCGUCAGCUGCACCCCUUUAAGAGAGGCGCUUGGAGUGAUACGGAAUGCACUCAGCUGGUAGAACUUGUACAGCGUUUGGGGAAGAAAUGGAGCUCGAUUCAGUCCAAGCUGAAUCGCUCGGCCGACUCUUGUCGCGACAAGUACCGAGAAAUGUCGGACGAAUACGUGCGGGGUCGUUGGAAGGAAUCCGAGACAGAGAUUCUGAAGCGUUUGAUUCGUGAGCACUUGAACGUCGAACCUACGACGGACAUGAAGACGCUGGGCAAAAUGGUAGAAGAUCAGAAUAUCCAGAUUCCUUGGAGUACAAUCAGCAAACGCAUGGUCAAGCGUAGUCGCCUCAGCUGCUUCAAAAAGUGGCAAAAGAUGACGGGGCUCUACUCUCCCGCGGACGAUUACAAACGUACCACCCCCACCAAGGCAGAUACAGGCGACGAGCCGGUGUUCAAGCGAGCAAAGGUGGAACAUUUGGAGCUGGAUGACGUCCCCAAGGCGGGGAUAGCGACGUCCGCCUUUCUGCAGGCUCCCACUGCGGGGGCAGCGGCAGCCCUCGCGGCGGGAAACGUCGUCAACGCGUCCGGCGAGUACGAUGAAAUCUACGAUUCUGCCAAAAUGGCUGACGAGACGGUCCAAGCUGUUGACUUACCGGAUACGGAUGUGUUGGUACCCGGAGCUGUCCGAGACUAG
Messenger RNA from Phaeodactylum tricornutum CCAP 1055/1, 1118 nucleotides. RefSeq lists its product with no specific name. The record is from RefSeq and is a predicted model, not a curated record. Lineage: Eukaryota; Bacillariophyta; Bacillariophyceae; Surirellales; Neidiaceae. Gene Ontology annotation, molecular function: DNA-binding transcription factor activity; transcription cis-regulatory region binding. Gene Ontology annotation, cellular component: nucleus. Gene Ontology annotation, biological process: regulation of DNA-templated transcription. The transcript is spliced from 2 exons. The coding region runs from base 90 to 1118 and encodes 342 amino acids.